Messenger RNA from Nakaseomyces glabratus, 1095 nucleotides. RefSeq names its product C-5 sterol desaturase (gene ERG3). Lineage: Eukaryota; Fungi; Ascomycota; Saccharomycetes; Saccharomycetales; Saccharomycetaceae. Gene Ontology annotation, cellular component: membrane. Gene Ontology annotation, molecular function: iron ion binding; C-5 sterol desaturase activity. Gene Ontology annotation, biological process: sterol biosynthetic process. The record is from RefSeq and is a predicted model, not a curated record.
AUGGAUUUGGUGUUGGAAACUUUGGACCAUUACAUCUUCGACGAUGUGUAUGCCAAGAUUGCGCCUGUUGAGUUGCAACGUGGUAUCGACGACUCGUUGGUCAAUGCUUUGUCUCUGAAUAAGAUCGUCUCUAACUCUACGCUGCUGCAUGAGACCUUGUCUAUCACUAACUCCUUGAAGCGUGUGAACAAGGACGUCUACGGGUUGACUCCCUUCUUGUUUGACUUCACAGAGAAGACCUACGCGUCUUUGCUGCCAAGAAACAACCUGAUCAGAGAGUUCUUCUCCCUGUGGGCUGUCGUCACCGUCUUCGGUCUGCUAUUGUACCUGAUCACCGCCUCUUUGUCCUACGUUUUCGUCUUCGACAGAACUAUCUUCAACCAUCCAAAAUACUUGAAGAACCAGAUGUACCUGGAGAUCAAGUUGGCUGUCUCUGCCAUCCCUACUAUGUCCCUCUUGACUGUCCCUUGGUUUAUGCUAGAGCUGAACGGAUACUCUAAGCUGUACUACGAUGUCGACUGGGAGCACCACGGUCUAAGGAAACUGCUGAUCGAGUACGCCACUUUCAUCUUCUUCACCGACUGUGGUAUCUACUUGGCUCACAGAUGGCUGCACUGGCCUCGUGUCUACAAGGCCUUGCACAAGCCUCACCACAAGUGGUUGGUCUGCACUCCAUUCGCCUCCCACGCCUUCCACCCAGUCGACGGUUACUUCCAAUCCUUGUCCUACCACAUCUACCCAAUGAUCCUGCCUCUACACAAGAUCUCCUACUUGAUCCUGUUCACCUUCGUCAACUUCUGGUCCGUUAUGAUCCACGACGGUCAACACAUGUCCAACAACCCAGUUGUCAACGGUACCGCCUGCCACACCGUCCACCACUUGUACUUCAACUACAACUACGGUCAGUUCACCACCUUGUGGGACAGAUUGGGUGGCUCCUACAGAAGACCAGAGGACUCCCUGUUCGACCCUAAGCUAAAGAUGGACAAGAAGGUCCUAGAAAAGCAAGCUAGAGAAACCGCCGCUUACAUCCAAGAGGUGGAAGGUGACGACACAGACAGAGUCUACAACACCGACAAGAAGAAGACCAACUAG